AUGAAGAAGAGGUAUGUGAAGAGGGAAAGAGAGAAGGAGCCUGUGGCACGGAAAGCACACACAUCCAUCAGUUCCUGCACUGAGGCCCCUGCUGUUUCUUAUUCUUCAAAGGUCAAAGGGGUUCUCUCUGAGAGUUGCAUGUCCCACUCCACAGUCAUCAUGUCUAAGCCAACAAAUGAUGAUAUUUAUGCAUAUGCGCUGUCCAAGACCGUGACAAAAGUUUCAUCACCUGCAACUGUAGGACUCUACUCUUCAUGUCAGAACCGACUUAACAUGAUCCUCGGGCAAAUGGAAGUGUACAUGAAGCAGGAAGCUGGGCAAGAAUACAAAGGGAGAUCCAGGCCUCGCUCAGUUAAGCUUUCAUUUACUGGCUUUCUAGCCCUCAUUGGCCGAAUGCUCUUCUACAAGCCUAUUUGGACUAAGGAGAACCAGCAGCACCAGAACAUCAGGUUCAUUUCUGUGCAUUUUAGUGCCUGGCAUUUUGCAGGCAGUGACCUGCUUUGGGCCGGGCUAGCUAUAAGGCUGUUUCAGGCCAUGCAGAUAAACUUUGGGAAAUUACAGCUUGUACUUUACCGUGUGGCUCAAUACGAUGAAGAUGACGAAAUCAAGAAGAAGAAAGUGGAGGAUGGUCCUAACAACUGGAGGUCCAAAAAGGUUUGCUGCUGUCCUCUGUGGUUUCUCGUCCUGUCCAUUCUUUUGGUUCCAAUUAUCAUCCUGGUAUUAUUGUUGACUGUUGGCUUUCCCGAAUAUGAGAUGCAACCAGGCGAGGGGGUGAAUGGAACACAAGGCCAGGUGGGCGUGCUGGAGAGCCUCGCCAUCGCUUCUUUAGGAGUCCCUGCAGUAAGCGUGUUGAGGUUUGUUUUUCUGAUGUGUAAGAACUUCAUCUUCAACCAGGAUCUGAACAUCAAGAAGGGGAUGGACAAUGACCGGGUCAGCAGCCAGCUGGGCUUCAUGAACGAAGUGAGGAAGGAAAUGUGGUUUCUGUCUCGCUUCAUCCAGUUUAUGGAGGUGUUUGAGAGGAGAAGGAUCCGAGUGUUACUGAAGAUCACAAACCUGGAUCGGUGCUCCCCCAAGAAUAUUGUUGCAGUUCUGGAUGCCAUCAACAUUCUGCUUUCAGAUGAGGAAAGUCCGUUUAUUUCCAUUUUGGCCGUCAACCCCGAUGUACUUAUACAGAAAGUGAACUUUGCAGAUAGCUGCUUCAGCAAAGAGGACAGAGCUUAUGCACUGCUGAACUGCAUCGUGACUCUGGUCUUCACGGUCCCACCACUGUGCGAUGAUUCAAAGCGCAGUUUAUUUUACAGCCUCACUAGCAAUUCAAAAAUCCCUGCGGACAGAAGCAUGAGGGAAGAUAAACAUAGAAGUGGGGGCCACAAAAAGAGAUAUUCCUCAGAUGUAUCUGUAGAGAUUGCAUUGGAAAUGAAAGAGUCAAAACUGCUUUUGAAUGAAACUACAGCAGAUGAGGAAGUAGAGACGUUGGUCAACAACGUCCUGACCAGCAAUCAAAGGAAUCUGAACAAGUAUAUGUUAGAUGAUGCCAUGUCUAUGAGGAGAGUGAUCAACUCUAUUCGAGUGACUGUGAUCAUCAUGAUGGCCUUGAAGAAAGAGAUUCCUCAACCAGAAUACAUUGCAGCAUGGGUGGUCUUGGCCAAUCAGUGGCCCUGUCGCCUCAGCUGGAUCAUCCAGUGUGCAGAAGAUGCUCAGCAGAGAGCAGGUAUUGAUCAUACAAAUGUGGCCAACAUUGAUGAUUCAAAGACCUUAUGGCAAGUCUACAGUGAGUCCAGGGCAGAGCUGUAUGUGAUGAGUGCACAGAUUGAGGACCUCCUUGAGCAGGAUGGAGAUCCUGAGAUGUUUGAAAGAUUUCUCACAGUGGAUUUCCAAUUCAAGAUAAAGGACUUGAAGGCAUUUGAAGCAGCAACUGUGAACCUGAAUCCUUCAAUUAGGAAGGAGCUUGCUCAGAUCAGAGGGACAUCCAGGCUGAAAGAUUCUGGUUGGAUGAGGAACCUAGCUCCCCUACCAAUCAGAACUAUCAUCAAUAUGGAUACAGAGGAUGUUUGUAAAGAGUUGGAGAGGAUGAACUACUCCAAUAAGUACAUUGAAACUGUGAAAAGCAAUGACCUCAAUGGUUCGGCACUGGUUUUUGGUGAAGCAGAAGACCUUAAAAAACUCCUAAAAAUGACCUUCGGUGAAUGGGCACGUUUCAGACUGCACUUCUUGGGUUUAUCAUCACAUCUCCGACAACAAUACAAGUACAUGCCGCCGACAGCUUAUCAACCUCAGAACCAGCCAUCUAGAUUUACCCUACAUGGUCCCCAUCAUUACUCAUCUAAUCUCAGUGGUUAACAGCUGCAUGUAGGCAUCCAAUCCUUUCCCAGUAAGCCUGAUGUCCAUAAAAUUAUGAUCUGCAAGUGUAACAUAUAUUAUCAAUUUUACAGUAAAAAUGAAUAACCUGUGCAUAAAAAAUCACAUACAGAUUGCAAUGUAUGACUACAAUUUUUAUGCAAAAUGCGUUUACUAGUGUUACUGAUAAAUUAUUAAAUAAAUAGUUCAACAUUUUGGGAAAUGAAAAUCUUGGCAAAAACACCGCUUAGAAAAAUGUUUAAUCUCUUAUAACUGUCAAAUAACUAUCACGUCCUGUUAAUUUAAGAGGGACAACCCCGACAAUGAUAGCUGUGGUGUUACCUAGAUGUCUAAUUGUGUAUCAAAAAACCUUGAUUGUACAUUGUCGUGAUUAUAUUUUCCUAUAAAAGAACAUUUUCACAGCAGACAUUUCAACAUGUCCCAGUUAUGAUGGAUGAAUUUCAUUUAGCUGUUUCAGUUUUAGGAUCCUGGUAAUGUGAAUGCUGGCUCACUGUCAUGGCUUUGCUGGUACACUUACUCACACUAGAAUGGAGCCAUUGUUAACUAUUGUUGCUAACACCUAUGCUUUUCCGUAAUGAUAAGUCAGUGUCUGCUGUGAAAAAAAGGUCUAUUAUGAGACAGUGUUGUUGUUUUUUGUGUCAAUGUGUAAUAGAAGGAAAGGUAGGAAAUAGAAAAGGACCAGGAAUGUAAAAAGUUGUGAAAUGUUAGCUAUAGAAAACAUACAAACUAUUGUUUUAAAAGUAAUUUUCAGUACUAUAAAAUACAUAAUUGGAUAUUACAUUGCACUUUUUGUAGGAAAUUAUGAAGCUCCAGUGUCUUUCACUCUCUCUUAGCCACUAUCACAGUGACGAGAUAUUUAUCAAAAUGAUUAUCUAUAUUGUUCCAUCAAUGACUGCGGCUGUAAUUCACUGUGAGGGUUAACAGGAAACUUCUUUAUGCACAAAAUUGUAACUUGAUUGUAGGCUUUACUUAUAUAUUAUUUGUUGUUACUCUGGUUGCACUUUUUUAUUUUGUAUGGACUUGUUAUGUGACUUUAUUCUGGAAUCAGUGAAUGUUUAUAAUGAGUGUGUGAUGUGCCUAUGCUAUACAUCAUGGAUGCAUGCUACAAAUUUAAAAAGAGAAUCAGAGAAUAU
Molecule: messenger RNA, 3491 nt
Organism: Micropterus salmoides (largemouth bass)
Lineage: Eukaryota; Metazoa; Chordata; Actinopteri; Centrarchiformes; Centrarchidae
Gene: nkpd1
Product: NTPase, KAP family P-loop domain containing 1
Exons: 5
Coding region: 1-2340 (779 amino acids)
Source: RefSeq, a predicted model, not a curated record